AAAUGAAAAAUAUAUUUUUACAUUGCUUUUAUGUAAUAAGAUUGCCGAACUUUAAUCAAAUUAGAGAUUGUGCCGAUCCUUUUUGUCUGACGUGUUAAAAUCCCGCCAUGUUGAUUUAUUAAUGUAUUUUAUGUCAAAAGCUGUGUCCAAUAAGCGGAAGUGUGUGGCCUCGUUGUUAGUAACUUGAAGCGGAAGUGGGAAGCCGGUAGUGAACCUGUCUUCACUUACGUCCGGCAGACGUGUUUAAAGUCAGCCGCUAAGUUCCAGCCGCUAUCAGUUGAUGUGAAACACAGCAGCAGAACAAUGAGUGGUCGCGGUAAAGGAGGCAAAGGACUCGGGAAAGGAGGAGCCAAGCGGCACCGUAAAGUCCUCCGUGAUAACAUCCAGGGAAUCACCAAGCCCGCUAUCCGCCGCCUGGCUCGCCGCGGUGGAGUCAAACGUAUCUCGGGCCUCAUCUACGAGGAGACUCGCGGUGUGCUGAAGGUCUUCCUGGAGAACGUGAUCCGGGACGCCGUCACCUACACCGAGCACGCCAAGAGGAAGACGGUCACCGCCAUGGAUGUGGUGUACGCUCUCAAGAGGCAGGGCCGCACUCUCUACGGCUUCGGAGGCUAAAGCGGGACUUCAACCAACAACCCAACGGCUCUUUUAAGAGCCACACACAUCUCUAUAAGACAUAAUUCCUGUAUGAUCGGUGUUGGUGUCCCAUUUAACUGCUUGAAUGUUAGAGGUAAUAUAUAUUGAAAUCUUUAACCUCAUUAAAUAAUUGCAGAGAAA
This is a messenger RNA of Fundulus heteroclitus (mummichog), 777 nucleotides long. RefSeq names its product histone H4. Lineage: Eukaryota; Metazoa; Chordata; Actinopteri; Cyprinodontiformes; Fundulidae. Bases 304 to 615 code for a protein of 103 amino acids. The record is from RefSeq and is a predicted model, not a curated record. The transcript has a single exon. Gene Ontology annotation, molecular function: DNA binding; protein heterodimerization activity; structural constituent of chromatin. Gene Ontology annotation, biological process: nucleosome assembly. Gene Ontology annotation, cellular component: nucleosome.